AUGGUAGAACGUGCCUCGAGUAUUGCGGGUUCGGCGAGUGCUGUUCUCGAUGCGGUCAAGUGCUCUGAUGCUCCGUUUGGGUGUCAUUUCAAGUACUUGUACAACUACAACAAGAACUUCAAAAAUCUCGAAAUAAAAGUUGCAAAGCUGAAGGAUAGAAGAUUGGAUGUGCAGGCUAAAGUUAUUGUUGCUGAAAGAAAAGCGGAAGAGAUCAUACAGAAUGUUAAGGACUGGCUGAAUGAUGUGGAGAAGACCAUUGCUGAAGCAGAGAUGUUGAUUAAAGAGAAAGAAAACAACCCUCGAUGUUUCAGGGGAUUGUGUCCCAACUGGAUCACCGGCUACAAACAUAGCAAGAAAGCAUUCAAGUUAAAGGAGAAUGAUGUCGGUCAACUCCUAUAUACGAAAUUCAAUUGUGUUUCCUAUCUUCCUAUUCUACCAGGGAUCUGGCUUAAAUCUACAGAAGAUUAUUUGGCUUUCGAAUCAAGGACCUCCACUGUGAAGAAUGUUUGGGAUGCAUUGCAUGAUGAUAAUAUUUACAUGAUCGGGGUUUAUGGGAUGGGUGGUAUUGGAAAGACCACGCUUGUGAAGGAAGUUGGUCGGAAAGCCAAGAUCGAUCAGCUCUUUGAUGAGAUCGCUUUCAUAGAGGUAACAGAAACUCCGGAUGUAAAAAAGAUUCAAACAGAAAUUGCUGUCAAGUUAGGACUAAUAUUCAAUAACGAGAGGGAAAGAGCAAGUAAGUUAUAUGCAAGAUUGAGGAACGGUAAGAAGAUCCUUUUAAUUUUAGACAAUAUCUGGAAAGAUCUUGAUUUGAGAACUGUUGGAAUUCCUUCGGGAGUUGAUCGUGGUGGAUGUAAGCUGCUGCUAACAACAAGAAACCUAGAUGUGUUGGAGAGGAUGGGUUCGAUAAAUAAUUUUGGGAUGAGUGUUUUAAAUGAAGAAGAAGCCUGGACACUAUUUAGGAAGAUGGCAGGUGAAGUUAUUCAAACACGUGAAUUGUAUUCCUUACCGAAUGAUGUAUGCAAGGAAUGUGGAGGUUUGCCCAUUGCCAUUGCUACUGUUGCAAGAGCAUUAAAGAAUAAGAGACAUGAAUCUUUAUGGAAAGAUGCCUUGCGAGAAUUAAGAGCACCGUCACCGACAAAGUGCACGGGAUUUUUGGAAAGGGAAUACCGGACGAUUGCCUUGAGUUACAAUUAUUUAAGAUCUGAUGAGCUCAAGAAAUUUUUUUUAAUUUCUAGUCUAAUGAAAAAUAAUUCUUCCAUUUCAGACUUGCUCAAACAUGUUGUGGGUUUGGAUAUACUUGAAGGAGCUAACUUGACAGUGGAAAAUGCAAGAGAUAGACUAGAUAAAUUGGUUUGCCAGCUCAAAGACUCUUCUUUGUUAUUGGACAGUUCCAAAAGAGGACAAGUUGCUAUGCAUGAUUUGAUUCGAGAUGUUGCUAUUACAAUUGCAUAUACAGAGCACCAUGUAUUUACGGAGAGAAAUGAUGUUGAAAGGGAAUGGAAGGAUAAAGAUAAACUCAAGAAAUGCACAAAAAUCUCCUUAGCUGCUAGUAGUACUAUUAUUAGUCAGCUUUGGCCUCAAGAUUUGGAUUGUCCAAAUCUUGAAUAUUUUUGUAUGACUAAUAUGUGGAACUCUUCAUUCCAAAUCCCGAAGGACUUCUUCACCGUGAUGCCGAAGCUUAAAGUUUUAAAUUUAUUUAAGAUGCAGCAAUCGUCAUUGCCAUCAUCACUUGAUCUUCUGACAAACCUUCAAACAUUGUGUUUAGAUGAUAGCAAAAUUAAAGAUGUUGCUAUUAUCGGAAAGCUAAAGAUGCUAAAAGUCCUUAGCUUGCGAAAUUCUCGUGAAAUCAAGGAGUUGCCUGAAGAAUUAGGUCAAUUGACUCUGUUAAAGUUUUUAGAUUUGAGCAAUAGUUGGGGAUUGGAAGGUAUUGCACCAAAUGUGAUAUCAAAAUUAUCCCACUUGGAAGAAUUGUAUAUAACGGGACACCAGAUUCGGUGGACGGUUGAAAUAGUUAAAGAGUUCAAGCACUUGACUCAGUUGACUACUUUAGAAGUAGACAUUAAAGAUGACAUGGUUUUGCCUCCAGAGAUUUUUAACAAAAAGAAAAAGCUUGAAAGGUACGAAAUAUCCAUGGGAGUUUGGCCAUUGUUGAUUAAGGAGCAUGAGUUUACACGGGUGCUGAAAUUAAAACUUAAUUCUACCAUCUCCUUAAAAGAUUUACAGACAGUCAAGAAUGUUGAAGUCUUAUGGUUAACUGAAUUGUCAGAUGAUGAGAACGGUCUAUAUAAUUCAAAAAUGAGGCCACUUUUUGAAGAACAGGAUAUCUUCCCUGAUUUAAAGGUCUUGGCAUUGAUAGAUAUUAAUUCUGGAAAUAUUUGGGACAGCCAACUUCGAACUUCCUCCUAUCAAAAUUUGACAAACUUGAGCUUGUGGGGUUGUCCAAACAUAAAAUAUGCAUUUCCAUCUUCCAUAGCCGAAAGCUUCCAGCAACUUCAACAAUUGGAGAUAAAGAAUUGUCGAAAAAUAAAAUAUGUGUUUCCAUUUUCUAUUGUCAAAAGCCUCCGACGACUCCAACAUCUUGUCAUAGAGGAUUGCCAGGUGUUAGAGGAGAUUGUUGCAACAGAAGGAGUAAAUGUAGUUGUCAAUUUCGCCUUCGAGCAUGUAACCUUGUUGAAGCUUGUAAAGCUACCACAACUUAUAGCCUUCUAUCCUGGAAUACAAACUUUGGAAUUGCCAAUCUUAGAAGACUUGGUGGUGAAAUAUUGUGGCAAAUUCGCUUCAAAAUAUCUAAGCUUCCCAGAGAACGAUAAUGAGGGUGAAAUUCAUAUUUCAGAGCCAAAAUCUCUCUUAGACAAAAAGAUCAGCUCUCAUUUGAAGGUAUUGGAAUUAAAGAAUAAGUUGAGAUUGAUUAGAUGGCAGAGUCAAUCUAAAACUCUUGAGAUCAAAUUUGAUAAGUCAGCAAAUAUUGGAAUUCCACUUGGGCUCGUUCGGAGAUUUGAGAAUCUGGAAGAGCUUAAACUAUAUGGCCAUCCUUUCCACAAAGAAAUAUUAUCAUGUGGAAUCACUCUAGUGCCAUCCUUGGCUUCUUUCCAUAAUCUGAAAGUUUUGAGAGUUAAGAGUUACAAUGGGUUAAUGAACUUAAUAACACCUUCAACAGCUAGAAGCUUAGUGCAAUUGAGAGAAAUGAGCAUUGAAGAAUGUGAAAUGGUGAUAGAAAUAGUAGAAAAUGUGCGAGAUGAAACAAUGAGUAUUGAAAUUGUUUUUCCGAAAUUGAAGAAGUUGUCGCUUAGAAAGUUAGAAAGUCUCGCAUGUUUUUGCUCGGCGAAUUACUAUUUCAAAUUCCCAUCUUUGGAAGAAUUAAUUAUAGGAGAAUGCCCCAAUAUGAAGACUUUCAGUCAAGGAUUCUUAACCACACCUAACUUACCCAAAGUUAAUUAUAAGAGCUUAAAAAAUAGAUUCGACUGGGAGGAAAUGGAAGUAGAGAAUAAGGAGAAUGACCUUAAUACAACCAUACAAGGAUUAUACAAAAAGCAGGAUAUCUCCACUGAUUUGAAGUUUUGGGAAUUCAAAGAUAUCAAUUCUAUAGAGAUUUUCUACAACCAACAUCCAACUUCCUUCUAUCAACAUUUGACACAUUUGAUCUUAUGGAACUGUGGAAACAUAAAAUAUACGUUUCCAUCUUCCAUAGCCAAAAGCCUCCACCAACUCCAACACCUAAACAUAAAGAAUUGUGGGGUUUUAGCGGAGAUUGUUGCAAAAGAAGGAGCAAAAGAUGAUGGCAAAUUUGUCUUUCCCAAUGCAACCUCAUUGAAGCUUGAAAAUCUACCAGAAUUUGUGGCUUUCUGUCAUACUUUUGAAUGGCCAAUGUUAAAAGAGUUGACGGUGAAAGAUUGUGACAAAUUCAUGACUUCAAAAUAUCUGUGCUUUCCAGAAAACAACGAGGAGGGUGAACUUCAAUUUUCAGAGCCAAAGUCCCUCUUCUUGAAUGAUAAGAUCAACUCUGAUUUGGAAGGAUUGCAGUUACAGAAUAUGAUUAGAAAUAUUGCAUGGCAGAGUCGUUCUAAAACUCUUGAGAUAUGGAAUGAUAAGUCAGCAAAUAUUCCACUUGGACUUCUUCAAAGAUUUGAAAAUAUGAAAGAGCUCCAACUAUCUUGGUGUGAAUACAAAGAAAUAUUGUCUUACAGAAAGGAUGAGAAACAUACUAGGAUACUCACACAGAUGCAAAUUAGAAGCUUCUCAAUGUCAUCCUCAGCUUUCCAGAAUCUUAAAGUUUUGAGGGUAAGCUUUUGCAAUGGGUUGAUGAAGUUAAUAACACCUUCAACGGCUAGAAGCUUGGUGCAGUUGAGAGAAAUGAGCAUAGAAUUUUGUGAAAUCCUGGUAGAAAUAGUAGGAAAUGAAGGACAAGGAGAUGCAACAACAGCAACCGAAGUCGUUUUUAGCAAUUUGAAGAGGUUGUCACUUAAAGAUUUAAAAAGUCUCACAUGCUUCUGCUUUGGAAAUUACACCUUAAAAUUCCCAUCUUUGGAAAGCUUAUUUAUAUCAGACUGCCCCAAUAUGAAGACUUUCUCCCAAGGUAUCUUAAACACACCAAAGUUACACAAAGUCUAUUAUGAGAGGUGGAAUGAAUUGAAGUGGGAGAAAAUGAUUGUAGAGAAUCAGGGGAGUGACUUUAAUACAAACAUACAACAAGCAUACAAAAACCAGGUUGACUCUAAUUUGGAGGAAUUGAGAUUGAGUGAAAAGGAUAUCUUGCGGAUUUGGCAAGGAGAACUUCCAAAGAACUUUGGCAAAGUGAAAACUCUACAAUUGACUAAGGAUGAAUCAACAAACAUUCCAAUUCGAAUCCUUCACAAAUUUAGCAGUCUUGAAAAUCUCAACCUACAAGUGAGUUCAUACGAAGAGUUACUCUCAUGUGGAGAGGAUGAGGAACACAUUGGGACACUCACAAAAUUAAAAGUUUUAGAAUUGUUGGGACUUUUUGAUUUAAAGUGUAUUUGGAAACAAGACUCCCAAUUAAACUCAAUUCUUCAAAAUCUUUAUCAUCUAGUAGUGCAAUAUUGUCACAAUUUGACUACUCUAUUGCCAUCUCUAGCAUCUUUUGAAAAUCUAAGGACUUUGAGGGUAGAGUAUUGUAAUGGAUUGAAAAAUUUAGUGUCAUUCUCAACUGCUAGGAGUCUAGUGCGACUAGAAGAGUUGAGAAUAGAAGGAUGUGAAGUGAUGGCAGAAGUAUUAGCAAAUGAGGAAGAUAUAGAGAAUGGUGAAAUUGUUUUUGAGAAAUUAAAAUGGUUGUACUUGUAUAAAUUAGAAAGUCUCACAUGCUUCUGCUCUGGGAAAUACACCUUAAAAUUCCCAAAUUUGGAAAGAUUAUGGUGGUGUGGAUGCUCCAAUAUGAAGGCUUUCUCUAGAGGACGCUUAAGCAUGCCAGGGUUACAAUACUUGAAUGAGAAAGAUUGUUCAAAGAGUGACCAUAACACACUAAUGCAACAAUUACAAAAUGUAUUGAGAUUGUGGUAUUACCCAGAAGAAGAGCAGAAGAAGAAGAAGAAGAAGAAGAAGAAUCUUGUCUCCAAACUAAGAUCUGCGAUGGUGAUAGCAGGUGCUACAGAGAGUUGGGCGUCUCCUUCCUUGGUGGCCAAUGGCAAUAUGACUCCUGUCAAGUCUGCUCUAGUAUCCGGCUGUGUGGCUUCAGAUAUGAGUGAAUUUCAAAUGAGCUGUAUCAACCUCACGCGUCCUCUCGCUUCCGUUCUCCGUCGACGAUCUCGCCUACCGCCGAUGGUCUAG
Molecule: messenger RNA, 5781 nt
Organism: Pistacia vera
Lineage: Eukaryota; Viridiplantae; Streptophyta; Magnoliopsida; Sapindales; Anacardiaceae
Exons: 11
Coding region: 1-5781 (1926 amino acids)
Molecular function (GO): ADP binding
Source: RefSeq, a predicted model, not a curated record